Talaromyces rugulosus is the source of this 2124-nucleotide messenger RNA. RefSeq lists its product as uncharacterized. The transcript has 3 exons. The record is from RefSeq and is a predicted model, not a curated record. NCBI's taxonomy places the organism in Eukaryota, Fungi, Ascomycota, Eurotiomycetes, Eurotiales, Trichocomaceae. The coding region runs from base 1 to 2124 and encodes 707 amino acids.
AUGGGUGGAGCUGGAUCCCCUCCAUUCCUCUAUGAUCCGCCAUCGCAGUGGUCUUUUAACGACACUAUGACCGGUGGCUUUAACCCCAAAGUCGUGACCGACCACAGCAGAGCCCCUCGACCACCGAGGCAUCAUCAAGAGGGGCCGCUGGUCGGCUUCAACCGUCAUCCCGACUCGUGGGGGGCUCCCCAUCAAAGUACACCUUAUAUUCCUAUGAGUCCGUAUACCAAGGCCCGGGUAAAGCGGACAAGAAUAUUCCAGCUUUUGUUUCGACUUGUCCAGUUCCUUGGAGCUCUUAGUAUUCUGUUUUGCGUCAUUAGUAUCAACCACACAGGCGUUGCUCUGGGGUGGAUUAUUCGUGUUGCACCCGCCGUAGCCAUCCUUCACACUCUAUAUGCAGUCUAUCACCUCGCACGAUCCCCUGCGUCUCGUCCCCCAGCAUCUUCUUCUAGCUACCACCUCUUUGCCUCUUGCAUAGAUACCGGUUUGGUCCCAUUCUACGCAUUUACUAGCUUUAUCGCUUUCGAGCAAGAGCAUGAGAACGCUUAUGGCUGGGGCACGCUUUUCAACAAUGCAGACAUCCAACACUACAUCCUAGAGAUUUUUUUCUUUGCCAGUGCAGUAUGUGGCGGCUUGCAUUUGCUCUCAUUUGGCAUCUCUGUCUACUUGGCCGUCGUCUUCAGGCAAAUCACCAAGCUUCCGCCUGAUAUGAACCCGCUAGAGGAUAACCUCACAGCCCGUUCCCCCAAGCGGAGCAGCAGGAGCAAGCGGCCAAAGUCGGCAAUUACCGAAAAGCACAUGAGCAGUAGCACAUUGGACUCGGCUUAUUUCAGCGUCAAAUCCCACUUGGAGGACCCGGUAGAAGCUGUGCCAGCACCGCGGACCAUCCCGUUCACGCACACAAGACAGCAAUCGUCAAACAGCGUCGUGAACGAGCCCCGACCAACAUCUACUCAAUCUCAUCGCACUUCUCAAUCGAACAUGCGAGCUCAGCAGAGUGCACUAGGUGAACGGGCCAGUCUAGCUAACCAACCAACCGAAACCCCUGCUCAGAGGUCCCAGGAUUCACCGUCACGACCAAACUCAGUUGUCGUCGAUGCGCCUGUACUUCUCCCCACCAGGAACAAUUUUGUACCUACCAAUUUCCGAUGGAGCAGUCCAGCUCCGUCGGAGGAUUCCAACAACUGGGUAGCUUAUCCAUCACGCACACCUUCUCUUAAUGGCGAUGAGGACGUUGCUCGCCGGCCAAGUCCUCUUCUGACCACCGAUGUUGCUCCACCAUCCACGUACAAUGGCGCCGGAAACUGGCUUGGUCCAGUGCCCAAGUUCGGUCGUGUUGAAAGCAGUGUUCCUCAAGCUAAAGCUCGUGGUGAAUAUGCAGUUUUGGAGGCGGAUGACGAACAUCUCGAGUAUUCUAUGUUUGCGGACAAGGAAAACCUGGAGGAAGAUAUCACCAACUACCUGUCCAAGCCGAUGAAUAACCCCUUGGGAAUGAACCCUCCCACUCCACAACCCAAAGAGGACUCUGAAGUCCCAGUGCCAACAAGCAGAAAGUCUAGUCUUCGUCGUGCCGUUCUCACCGACAUUCCCAAUAUUUCAGCCGACAAUCAGUCAAACAACAAAAAGGAAAUUUCCCUACCAAAGGUCAAGGAAUCACAACCAAAAUCCUUUGGUAGCAUCAUGUCGUGGGGACGCAAAUCCAGCAAAUCGGCUUACGAGUCUGUCAAAAUCAAGGAAGACGAAGAUAUCUCUGCCAACGAGAGCAGCGACGACGAAAGCCGCGAACCCCCAGUCCUAACAACCCCGAAACGCAGGUCCAAGCUGCUGAAAGCCAACCCAGACAGCAACAAUAAUAAAAAAGACACCGACGACCGCAAGGGCCGAGUUGUUAGCAAUUCGGGCGUUGAUCUCGGCGCUGGGUUCCAGUUGGGCAUUGGCUCAAGUUCGUACAGUGAUUACAUCUCUGGUCUCGGAGUUGGUCGUCGGCGCGACGUGAGUGGGAAAGUCGCAGAGGAAGGCCGCGGAGGCGUUGCUGUUGCUGAGGCUGAGGCUGACGAGGGCACGCCGGAGAAGAAGACCUCGCAAGGCCGAGCUGCGGGCUGGGCUCGUUUUGCUGGGCUUUAA